AUGGCGGCAUACGACCCUAGUGGUCCCCCGGACAUGAGUGAGGACACGACAGCAGCCACCAACGCCACAUACACCUACGAUGCACAAGACGCCGACGAGGAUGACGAGGAAGACUACGACCCCUCCUCGUUCAACUAUGGCAACGGCCAGCAACCCACAGCACAACCCGAUGCGCAGCCGGCAACAGAAGCCGUAAAGCCCAAGACAAUAGGCGGCUUCGUAAUAGAGGACGAGGAUGAGGAGGAAGAGGAAGAGGAGAGUGAGGGCACGAGCAUGACUGGCGCAGGCGAUGUACCAUUAGCUAGUGAACCUACACAAGACUCUGCCGCUGCACCACCACCACAGCUCCACGCCGACAGUCUCAAUGGGUCCACCAGCUCUGCCUCUGCCCCUUCCCUUCCUACCACUUCUGCUGUGCUGCCCGUUCAGGGCUCCCAUGUUGAUGCUGCUUCACUUCUCACCUCCACUACUGAUUCAGCAGCUGUCGCCGAUCAGGCCAAGGCACCUGCGUCAGCGCUCUCGUCUGCUGCCCAGCCAGUGGUUGAUUCCGUCGCUGUCACACCGCAGCCAACUACCAACGGCAUCACCGCACCUACCGAUACCAGCAACGCGACACCACUCCCCUCUAUGACACAACGACUACCACAUGACAAGGUUGGCAGACUCGAGGACCGCAUCAAAGAAGAUCCGAAGGCCGACGUGGGAGCAUGGUGGGAGUUGGUCCAGCACUACCGCGACAAGGACCAAGGUGAUAAUGCUCGCAAAGUGCUUGAUCGCAUGCUCGAAGUCUGGCCCACGAGCCCUGUCAUCUAUUCGUUCUACCUUGAUCUCGACAACGAGGCCUUUGAUCAGCACAAAGGGCACAUCGAGAUCAUCUUCGGCCAUGCUCUUCCACUUGUGCCGUCCUUGUCACUAUGGACAGCCUACCUGUCCUACCUCCGCCGAGUCUUCCCACUCAUUCCGGAUCCUCAAGGGCAACACCGCGCAAUCAUCACACAGGCCUUCGACGCUGUUCUGGACGCCGUGGGCAACGACCCUGACAGCACUGCCCUAUGGAAGGACUACAUCGAAUUUGUGAAGAGCGGGCCAGGUGUGAUCGGCGGAAGCGGUUGGCAAGAUCUGCAGAAAGUCGAUGCACUUCGGAAAGCAUAUCAGCGCGCGAUCAAGGUGCCAAGUGGAGUAGUCGUGGCCCUGUGGAAGGAGUAUGAUAGCUUCGAAAUGGUUCAGAACAAGGCACAAGGCCGCAAGGUCUUACAAGAGAUGAGCCCACAUUACAUGACUGCGCGAACGGCGGAGAAGCAGUUACAGCAGUUGACUGAGAGGUUGAAUCGCAAGAUCAUGCCUACACUUCCACCGCUCGAGGGCUGCGAAGGCGAUGAUGCGUUCGCACUGCAAGUGCAGCAGUGGCGUGGAUGGGUUGAAUGGGAAAAGAGCGAUCCGCUAGUGCUGAAGGAUGAGGAUGUAGCAGCAUAUCGAAAACGAGUCAUCUUCGCCUACAAGCAAGCGACGAUCUUCCUACGAUUCUGGCCUCGUGUAUGGUACGAGGCAGCGGAGUGGUGUGCCUUGCAAAUACCGCUUGAUGAGGACUUGGCUGCGCAAAGCGUGGCGUUUCUGGACGAUGGGCUGAAGGCCAACCCUGAGAGCGUGUUACUCACGCUCAAGAAGGCAGAUCAACUGGAGGUGGGCAUGCAGACCGGCAACGUGAGCGACGACAUCGCGAUUGCCAACGGAGAGUUACUAGAGGAUGUGUUCGAGCCAUGCCAUACUGCACUGUACGCUCUCAACAAGAAGCUAGCAGAGCGGCGAGACAAGAAUCUAGCCGAAGUGCGCGACUACUACGCCUCGCUGCCAGCAGAAGAAGAGGAAGCCGCACAAGCGAACGACGACGAUGACGACGCAAACGACAACGUCAGCAACCCAGCCGUUGAGAAGCCCAAGAACCGUCAAGAUGAAAUGCAAGACCGUAUCAAAGCCAUCCAGGAAGUGGUCAAAAUCCAGCACCGUGCCCUCAGUAAAACCGUGUCUGCCCUCUGGAUCGCCAAAAUGCGUGCCUUCCGCCGCAUCCAAGGCCAAGGCAAACCCGGGCAGCCUAAGAAGGGAGCUCGAGGUGUCUUUGGCGAGGCUCGGCCGCGUGGUCAGUUGACGGCUGAUGUCUACGUCGCCAGUGCGUUGAUUGAGUACCAUUGUUACAAGGACCCUUCCGCACAGAAGAUCUUCGAGCGAGGUCUCAAGCUCUUUCCCACAGAUGAGACGUUCGCGGUGGAGUAUAUUCGUCACCUCAUUGCUGGUAACGACCUGGUCAAUGCUCGUGUAGUGUUCGAGACUACGGUUACGAAGAUUCUAGGCAUGAAGGGCGUGGAGGAUUUGGAGAGGAGGGAGAAGUGUAGAGUUCUACUGAGUUUCAUGCAUGGCUUUGAAUCCAAGUUCGGUGAUCUAGCACAAGUCAAGAAGCUGGAGAAUCGUAUCAAGGAGCUCUUACCGGGCGAUGAGGCGACGAUGCAAGGCGCGGAGAUCUUCACCGAGAGGUUCGACAUGGGUGGUUUCGAUCCCGUUGGCGUGCAGCUUGUCCUCUCGCCUUCGCAGAUCAGACCCAAGGCCCUCCUGCCGAUGCCACCGGGCUUGCCACCACUCGUGCCAGGGCAAGCUAUGCCCAUGGGUAUGCCACCACUCGUCGCAGAUGCGGAUGGGCUGAGACUGGGCCCAAAUGGACCUUACAUGGCUUCUCCCAAACGCCCAUACGACGGCGAGGACACGGAUCAGGACACUCCGAGGAAGUUCAUGAGGGCUGAGUCGCCACUGAAAGGUGCUGCAGGACGAAGAGCACAGGGACAUGUGGCUUCGCACUCUGCUUCUGGUAUUGCUGUUGCUGCUGCUGGGGUGGGCGGCACACUCACGACGAGUACAGGCAGCGGCGGGUUCAUGACCAAGAACUUCGUGCCUAAUACCUCACCCAUGGCCCAGCAGCAACCGGAUGCGAUGCCUGCUGCGGCAGCCGCACCUCCUUCGGCACUCCCCCCGCAGGUUUCUCUGCUACUACAGGUCCUGCCGAGUGCGGCGAGCUACCACAGCGUGCUCUUCGACCCCGUCAAGAUGGUGAGUCUGCUACGGACCGUCGAUGUCGAGGGCGCGAGGGGAAGAUUCUAG
Recurvomyces mirabilis is the source of this 3144-nucleotide messenger RNA. It is a transcript of the gene RNA14, whose product is annotated as mRNA 3'-end-processing protein rna14. The transcript is spliced from 2 exons. Gene Ontology annotation, cellular component: nucleus. Gene Ontology annotation, biological process: mRNA 3'-end processing. NCBI's taxonomy places the organism in Eukaryota, Fungi, Ascomycota, Dothideomycetes, Mycosphaerellales, Teratosphaeriaceae. Bases 1 to 3144 code for a protein of 1047 amino acids. The record is from RefSeq and is a predicted model, not a curated record. Gene Ontology annotation, molecular function: protein binding; mRNA binding.